AUGAAUGAACAUAUCAAAAGUUUUAAAAAUGAUAAUGUUCAUUAUACCAAGAAAAAUGUUAUAAGAAAUUAUGAUGAUCAUAAUAAUAUUAAAGCAAACUCACAUUUAAAAUUGCAGUCAAAAGAAUAUACUACACAUAAUGAUGAAAAACAAAGAUGGAUCACUUCAAAUAAUACUAAUAAUAAUAUACAAACUCAUGCAAAUGUAAAAUGUGAUGAUAAAUCAGUAGAAAAUAAAACAACAACCCUGAUAAAUAAAGAUAUUAAUGAAAUCACAAAUAUUUCAAAACAGGAUAAAAAUUACACAAAAUAUAAUUGUCUGAAUUUUAAUAAAAGUGAUGUAAUGAGGGAUUAUGUGAGAUAUAGUAAAAAGGAAGAUUCUUCAAGUAAUAACAUGAACGGUAAUAAUAAUAUGAACGGUAAUAAUAACAUGAACGGUAAUAAUAACAUGAACGGUAAUAAUAACAUGAACGGUAAUAAUAACAUGAACGGUAAUAAUAACAUGAACGGUAAUAAUAACAUGAACGAUAAUAAUAACAUGAACGGCAAUAAUAUUAUGAACGGCAAUAAUAUUAUGAACGGCAAUAAUAAUAUAAACAGAAAUAAUAUUAUGAACGGCAAUAAUAUUAUGAACGGCAAUAAUAAUAUAAACAGAAAUAAUAUUAUGAACAGAAAUAAUAUUACGAACAAUCAUAUAAUUCACCAUAUUUCGAAUAAAACUUCCUUGAUUGAAAACAACAAGAAAAAAGAAGAAAACAUAUUUCCCUCAGCUAAUUUAUAUAAAAAAGAAAUGAAUGUAAAAGGAUCUAGUGACACUUUUGAUUUAUUAUAUAAGAGGAAGAUAGACAAGGAUGAUAAUUUAAGUAAAAAAAAAAAGAGGCCGAAUUAUUUAUUUAAUAAAGAUGGUGAACAUUUUGUGAAUAAAGAAAAUGUUCAAAAUAAUAUAAUUGAUGAUGAUGAUGAUGAUGAUGAUGACAAUCACCAUGAUAAUGUUGUUGUUGUAUAUGAUAAGGUAAAAGAGAAUGAAAUGAAUGAAAAUAAAAAUAAGAAAAGUGUAAAGGAAGAUGGAUUACACAAUGUUCUGGUUGAACUAAGAAAUAAGGAUAAUUUAGUAGUAAAUGAUAAUAUAAUUAAUAAAUCAUUUGAAAAAAAUAAUAUUUUGUAUAUUAAAACGUCAGACAGUUUAAAUGAAAAUUAUAAUGAGAGAAAAAUAUACAAAGAAAUAAAUAAGGAAGAAUAUAGUAAUAAAAAUGAAUAUGUUCAUUUUAAAAAUAAUGAUGAUAGUUCAAUAAAAAAAAAAAACAAUUCAUCAGAAUGUUUAGAUGAACAGAAAAAAAAAACGUAUAAGUAUACUAUAAUAGAACAAAAAAGAUAUAAUUUUAAUGAUAGAGAUAAUAAUAAUGCAUAUAUUAAAGAUGAUACACAUAAGAAGGAAAAAGGAUAUUAUCUUAAUAUGAUUGUACAAAGUGAGGAAUAUAAGAAAUAUGGAAGUAAUAAUAAAAUGGACGAGAUGGAAAUUUAUAAUCAACAUACAAAUGAUUUUAAUAUAAAUGAAAAUUUAAACAACAAAAUAUAUUUUGAUGAUUAUGAAGGAUAUGACCAAGAAAAAAAAAAAAAAAAAUUAGAUGACCAUAUAUACACUCAACAGAAGGAAUAUAAAAAUAAUAUCAAUGAUAUAUUAAAAGAUCAUCAUCUAAAUGAUAAGGAAACGAAAGAAAAAAAAAAUGAAAUAGAAAUAGAAGAAGAAAAAAAAAAUAAAAUAGAAAUAGAAGAAGAAAAAAAAAAUAAAAUAGAAAUAGAAGAAGAAAAAAAAAAUAAAAUAGAAAUAGAAGAAGAAAAAAAAAAAAAAAUAGAAAUAGAAGAAGAAAAAAAAAAAAAAAUAGAAAUGGAAGAAGAAAAAAAUAAAAUAGAUGAUGAAAAAAAAAAUACCUAUGCAAAUGAUAAAAUCAUAUCACAUAUUGAUAAUGUUAAUUGUAAUAUUAAGAUAGAUGCAUUAUUAGAUCAUAUAGAAGAGAAGAAAAAAACAGGACACAAAGAAAUAAAUCUUUAUAAAGAAAUUAAAAAUGAAUAUCAAAAAAUGUUAAAUGAUGAAAAUUCAAUUAUGUUAGAACAUGAAAAGAAAUAUAAUACACAUCAAGUGAAUAACAAUUUGUGUGAUACUAAGGAUAUGUUACAGAAAGAAAAUAAAAUAUUAACGAAUAAUGAUAAAAAGAAAACAUUUUUAUUAUCCAAAUCUAAAAAUAUUACAUCAAAUGUUUUAUCAUCUAAAAUACCAGGUACUUUGUCAACUAAAAAACUGAAUGCAACUAUAAAAACAAUAAAAAAGGAUGUUACAGAUAAUGAGAAAAAAAAAUAUGUGCAUGAUCAUAGAAAAGACAAUAUCAUAAAGAGGAAUAAGGAAUUCAUUAAUAUUUAUAAGGGAAAGAGAAAUUAUGCAAACGUGGAAAUUGGCUCUGAAGUAUGUAAUAAUAAGGUAAAUGUUAAAGGUGAUGAUAAUAAAAUGAUGGUUGAAAAUAAGCAGGGUGAUGAUAACAAUAUGAUGGUUGAAAAUAAGCAGGGUGAUGAAAAUAAUGUGAUAGUUAAGAAUAUCGAACGUUCUGAGAGCUCCUUUAUGUUUACUCAUCAUAGGAAAAAUAUAACAAGUACUAGUACAGAUACGUGUGCAAAAAAUAAAGAACAAAUCAAAUAUCCACAUUUAUAUUCCAACAAGAAUGAAGAUAAGGAUAAAAAAAGUAUAUUUUUGAAAAAUAUUAACGAGAACAUAAAAAAAAAUUAUAAGGACAAAGAAAAAAUAAGCACAUUAGAAAAAAAGGUAUUUGUAAAAAAAGAUAAUGUUAUAACAAAUAAUGAUGAUGAAAAGCACACAAGUUCUAAAAUAAAUGAUGAUUUCAAUAUUACAAUAGAUAAACAAAAAGGAAAAUUAAAUAAUAAUCCUGUUGAUUUAAAUAGAAAAAUAAAAAAUGAAACCAAAAUAUUGGAAAAGGACAAGAGUCAUAUGAGCAAAAUACAAAAUAAUUUAAUGAAAAAAAAAACAAACUUUCCAACUAAUAAUAAAGGCAUAAGUAGUACAUCCAUUAGUAGUAGUUCUACGAAAAAUUUCAAAGAUUGUGGAAUUAUAGAAAAAAAUAAAAAUCUUUCAAAUUUAAAAUAUACUUGUAUAAGGAAUAAAAUGAAUGUUGAUAGUAUAAAAUUAAAUGAUAAGGCUGAUUUAUAUAAAGACAAAAAGAAGACAAGUUUUAAUGAUAUAAAUAGGGCAGCAAAAGGAAUGAAUUUUAAAAAAAGAGAUGUUCCGAAUAAAAAUAAUAUGGUGGAUACGAAUAAGGGAAAACGGGUUUUUAAUCCCGUCACGUUAAACAAUAAUUAUCGUAAUAAUUAUAUACGUUCUAAUAAGAAUAAUGUGAAGAAUGGAAAAAUGGUGGGUAUAAAAAAAAUUGUUCUUCUUAAGGAAAAACAAAAAAGUUUACAUCCAGAAGGCGUGGAAGCAGACAAAAAAUUGAAUUCAAAUUAUAAUGACAAAUAUUUAAUUGAGAAGGAUGGGUUCAAAGAUAUUAUUAAUGAGGAAAUGGAAAAAUAUAAGAAUAAUAAAAUGAAGUAUAAAAUUAAAAGUAAUUCAAUACCACCAAUAAUUAAAAAAAUUGAAAGGAAAAGCAAUGAUAAUGAUAAUGAUAAUAUUAAAAAUAAUGAUAAUAUUAACAGUAAUAAUAACAUUAAUAGUAAUAAUGAUAAAUGCCUAUUUUUAAGUAAGGAAAAAGAUAGAGUUCAUUUAAAAAAUAAUAAUAUAAUUGUUAAUAACACCAUGAUGUUUAGAAAGCAAAGUAAUAGUUGUGAUAAUAAUACAACAUCGUUGAAAAAUAAAAUGAUAAUAAAUAGUAAUUCGGAAAAGGCUAAUUCUAGUAAUUCACAAAAUAAUGAAAAAAAAGAAAUGUCGUAUUUUGAAUGGCUAGCUAACGAAAAAAAAAAGAAGGAGAUAAUAGAAAAAAAAGAUGAAGAAAAAAAAAAAGGAGAAAUAGAAAAAAGUGAACAUGCAAAUGAUUCUAAAAAGAUGGAUGAACAAUUGGAUGAUGCGAAACCUACCAUGCUACAACCUUUAUCAUCUUUCAACUUAAGACAAAACGAAAGAAAAUAUGAACAGAGCGAUUUUAUUGUAGAUAAAUAUCCAAUAGGUAAUGGGAGAACAGGAUUAGUAUUUAAAGCAAUAAUAAAAAAGGAAGAGAACAAAAAGGUCGCUCUGAAGGUAAUGGCAAAAGACACAAUUAUGUCACUAAAUAUUGAACGACAAGUAUUGAAGGAAAUUAUUAUACAAGCUAGCUUAAAACAUAUAAAUAUAUUAGAACUUAUAGCAUAUUUUGAAGAUAAAACAAGACUUUUUUUAAUUCUAGAAUUAGCUAAUGGAGGAUCAGUACGAAAUAAAAUGAAACAAAAAAAACAACCUUUAAAUGAAGAAGAAGUUGCAUUAUAUGUUUUUCAAAUAGCUGACGCAUUAUCUUAUCUGCAUAAUUUUAAUAUAAUUCAUAGAGAUCUGAAACCUGACAAUAUUUUAAUUCAUUAUUCUAAUGAACAUUUAAAUAAUAAAAUUUAUAAAUAUGGAGUAAUCAAACUAGCCGACUUUGGAUUUUCUUGUCAGCUCAAAAAUAAAAGACAAAAAAGGAGUACAUUCUGUGGCACAAUCGAUUAUAUGCCCCCUGAAAUUAUUAACCAAAUACCUUAUGAUUGUAAUGUGGAUCUGUGGUGUUUGGGUAUAGUUAUAUUUGAGUUGUUAGUUGGAUUUCCUCCAUUUACCGACGAUACACAGGAGAGGAUAUUUGAUCAAAUAAAGGAAUUAAAUUUUCAUUUUCCUAAGUCUGUAUCAUUGUUAGCUCAGGAGUUAAUAUUAAAACUGUGCAGUAGAACUGCUGAAGAAAGAAUUUCGGCAGAUGAAGUAAAAUCUCACCCAUGGAUAAAACAAUUCAUAUAA
This is a messenger RNA of Plasmodium falciparum 3D7, 4953 nucleotides long. It is a transcript of the gene ARK2, whose product is annotated as putative aurora-related kinase ARK2. Gene Ontology annotation, molecular function: nucleotide binding; protein serine/threonine kinase activity; ATP binding. The record is from RefSeq and is a predicted model, not a curated record. NCBI's taxonomy places the organism in Eukaryota, Apicomplexa, Aconoidasida, Haemosporida, Plasmodiidae.